GUCCGUUGUUUAAAAAUGCUUGGUCAUUUUGGUUUUGAAUGUUUGCCUCAUCAGUUGGUGAACCGAUCUAUCCAACAAGGAUUCUCUUUUAAUAUUCUCUGUGUGGGGGAAACUGGGAUUGGAAAAUCAACACUCAUUGACACAUUAUUCAAUGCUAAUUUGAAAGACAAAAAAUCCUCACAUUUUUACUCAAAUGUUGGACUUAAAAUUCAGACAUAUGAACUUCAAGAAAGAAAUGUUCAAUUGAAAUUAACUGUUGUGAAGACAGUGGGAUAUGGUGAUCAAAUAAACAAAGAAGCCAGCUAUCAGCCUGUAGUUGACUAUGUAGAUGCUCAAUUUGAGGCCUAUUUUCAAGAAGAAUUGAAAAUUAAACGUUCCUUCAUUGACUACCAUGAUUCCCGUAUACAUGUGUGCCUUUACUUCAUUUCACCUACAGGACAUUCUCUGAAGUCCCUUGAUCUAUUAACUAUGAAGAACAUUGACAGUAAGGUGAACAUUGUACCAUUGAUUGCCAAAGCAGAUACAAUUUCUAAAAAUGAUUUACAGAAAUUCAAGUGUAAAAUAAUGAGUGAAUUGGUUAGUAAUGGCAUCCAGAUAUAUCAGUUUCCAACAGAUGAUGAAACUAUUGCUAAGAUGAACUCCUCAAUGAAUGGACAAUUACCUUUUGCUGUAGUAGGGAGUAUGGAUGAAGUGAAAGUUGGAAAAAGAAUGGUCAGAGGCCGUCAGUACCCUUGGGGAGUUUUACAAGUGGAAAAUGAAAAUCACUGUGAUUUUGUCAAGCUCCGGGAUAUGCUUCUUUGUAUAAAUACAGAAGACCUGAAAGAACAAACCCACAUUCAGCACUAUGAACGUUAUAGGUGCUGCAAACUGAAGAAAAUGGACUUUACUGAUGUCAGCCCAGACAACAAGCCACUUAGGUGAGUGGAGGAGAUCUUGUCAGAACAAGCUAAUGGGUGA
This is a messenger RNA of Leptonychotes weddellii (Weddell seal), 957 nucleotides long. The record is from RefSeq and is a predicted model, not a curated record. Lineage: Eukaryota; Metazoa; Chordata; Mammalia; Carnivora; Phocidae.